Rhopalosiphum maidis (corn leaf aphid) is the source of this 740-nucleotide messenger RNA. RefSeq names its product ATP synthase subunit delta, mitochondrial (gene ATPsyndelta). The transcript is spliced from 4 exons. Gene Ontology annotation, molecular function: proton-transporting ATP synthase activity, rotational mechanism. The record is from RefSeq and is a predicted model, not a curated record. Lineage: Eukaryota; Metazoa; Arthropoda; Insecta; Hemiptera; Aphididae. The coding region runs from base 150 to 632 and encodes 160 amino acids. Gene Ontology annotation, biological process: proton motive force-driven ATP synthesis.
AUCUUUAUAUUCAUAAAUCACUAUAGAGUGCAGCAAGCUAGAGAGACCGAAUGACAGAGGUCAUUUUCUGAUUUUCGUAUAGCAACUAUCGUUUACCUCAUUAUUUUGGAUUUCUUCUUUUGGAAUCAACCAUUUAUUAUAACUAAAUAAUGGCUUUAUUUUUACGAUCCACGAAAUUAGCCGCUAGGCUCACACAAGGACCAACUAAAUGCUUUUCAAGAAAUUACGCUGAUCAAAUGAACUUCACAUUUGCUGCCGCCAAUCAAAUUUUUUAUGCCAACAAAAAUAUCAAGCAAGUUGAUGUACCAUCUUUUAGUGGUUCAUUCGGUAUCCUACCUAAUCAUGUACCCACAUUAGCCGUUCUCCGCCCUGGUGUUGUAACGGUAUAUGAAGAUGAAGGAACCUCUAAAAAAAUAUUUGUUUCUAGUGGAACGAUAACUGUAAAUGAAGAUUCAAGUGUUCAAGUUUUGGCUGAAGAAGCUCACCCAGUUGAAGAUAUUGAUGGAUCAGCCGCACGUCAAGUACUGCAAGAGGCUCAGAGUCAACUGGCAACUGCAUCAGGUGAUGUUGCUAAGGCAGAAGCUGCAAUUGCCGUUGAAGUAGCUGAAGCACUUGUUUUAGCAGCAAACUAAUACUGAACGUAAACUAUGUAUUAUAUUAGUGUGGAAAUUUGUUUAAAAAUUUUCUCAUAUACAAUUAGGUUUAUAAAAUUAAAUUGAAUUUCUACAUACUCCAUUUCA